AUGAACCACCUAACUAAAGAUAACCGACCACAAUGGGUGACCCUAGAAAACCUAGCUAUUAAACCUUUCCUAGUCGCCAACCUGCUAUGGCUACCUAACAAGAGCAGACCACCUAUUCCGCUGAUACCUCUACAACUUCACCUAGCACUGCAAACUUGGGACUUACAUAGAACGAAAUUCGAAACGGCCCACCCCCUCUCAAUGGCGACGCCCAUCGAGGCCAUCACGUACUGCAUCCCCACCUUCCAUGCCACCCCAUGGAAAGAGAAAGGUAUCUCUUUCCUGUCCCAAGCCUAUGACCCAGGUGGACUGAUGAGCUUCGAGCGUCUCAGUAGAACCUACAAUAUCCCACACACCUCACAAUACUCAUACAUCCAACUUAAAUCCUUCUUGCACAAACUCAACAAGGACAACAAAGUAGAAUCUAAUAAAAUGGGAGACCCCUCCACCUGGGAACAAAUAGGUAUCACGGGUAAAAUUCCUCCACUUUAUAAGCCACUCUCCAAUUGCUAUAAACUAAUUCUGCCAUACCAGUCCCUACCGGGCUCCACACAGGCAAGCCAAUGGGAAAUGGACCUUCAGACCUCCAUCACUGAUAAUCAGUGGAAAACUCUCUGA
Molecule: messenger RNA, 618 nt
Organism: Pelobates cultripes (western spadefoot toad)
Lineage: Eukaryota; Metazoa; Chordata; Amphibia; Anura; Pelobatidae
Source: the annotation of a GenBank genome assembly